AUGGCUGCUUCUGCAAUAGUCAAAGGCUCCCAACAACCAUCCACGUUGGUUUUUGCAGUAAACAUACGGCCACGAAUGGCUUCACCAUUGUCCGAAAACGCAUUUGGGAAUAUCUUCUGGCUAACAAGUGCACACCACAAUGCAGCCCACACAAAACAAAAUGAUGAGCUGCAAGUUGUGGUGGGUCGUGUGAAGGAAGCAGUUAAAAAAAUGGACUCUAAAUUUAUCCAAAGAAUGCAAGGAGAUGAAGUGUUUCACAAGAUAUGCAAGUUGAUGGAAGAAAGAGAUGAAGUAUAUGCCAAAAAAAGACCUGAAAUGUACAUGGUCAGCGAUUUGAGAAGCUUUAGAUUGUCGGAAUUGGAAUUCGGGUGGGGAAAACCUAUUUGGGUUAGCCAUGUUUGGGGAUUUCCCAGUUCAGUGUUUAUCAAUGGGGUAUUUCUAGCAGAAAGCAGUGUGAACGGAGGAAUAGAAGCAUGGGUGACUAUUUUAGAACAAGAUCCUGAGUUCCUAAACUACGCUUCCUCAAAUCCAGGUUGUUUGGUAACAUCAUCAUCAUAG
Messenger RNA from Diospyros lotus (date-plum), 558 nucleotides. RefSeq names its product salutaridinol 7-O-acetyltransferase-like. The transcript has a single exon. Lineage: Eukaryota; Viridiplantae; Streptophyta; Magnoliopsida; Ericales; Ebenaceae. The coding region runs from base 1 to 558 and encodes 185 amino acids. The record is from RefSeq and is a predicted model, not a curated record.